This is a messenger RNA of Haliaeetus leucocephalus (bald eagle), 918 nucleotides long. It is a transcript of the gene SLC51B, whose product is annotated as solute carrier family 51, beta subunit. The record is from RefSeq and is a predicted model, not a curated record. The transcript is spliced from 6 exons. Bases 1 to 918 code for a protein of 305 amino acids. Gene Ontology annotation, molecular function: protein heterodimerization activity; transmembrane transporter activity. Lineage: Eukaryota; Metazoa; Chordata; Aves; Accipitriformes; Accipitridae. Gene Ontology annotation, cellular component: plasma membrane. Gene Ontology annotation, biological process: bile acid and bile salt transport.
AUGACGCACCUAGGCGCGCGGAGCCCGCCUCGGGGCGGGGCGGGGCGGGGGGAGGGGUGUCGCGCGGACGCCCUUCGGGCCGAGGGAGGUGGCGCCAUCUUGGUGCGCGGCGGCGGGGAGCGACGGGCAGGGCUGGCCCGCACCGGCGCUCCCUCAGGGGCCGAGCUGCGCUUCAGGGCAGCGUGCUACCCCGCGGGCAGCGCUUCCCGGGCCCGAGGCGACACUGAAGCUUUUCUGAUGAAAAAUGCUAAAGUCAAGUUGUGUUUACAAGCCAGCCCAAUGAAUGGGGAUUUAUUGCUGGAGGACUGUAAUCCAGAGUCAGAUUUCCAGGACUGGUCUUGGCAAGUGGGCAGUAGCCAGGGCUACCUGGUGGCAAACAGGAAAGGAGUCGCUCUCGAUAAAGUGAGAGGCCUCAAGGCCCAAUGGCAAGAUGUUGCAGACAGGAGCGUGUGCAAGGAGAAAGCAGCUGAGGCAGAGCAAGACAGGUACUUCCCUGCAGCCCUUGCCAGCACACACAUGUAUGAUGACACAGCAGGCAAUGCAACCCUUACGCUGGGUGUAGAUCCAGAAGAGCUGGAGGAGCUGCUCUGGUUUUUCCGCAGAGAAGACUCAUCAACAUGGAAUUACUCCGUUCUUGCGCUUUCCUUCAUGGCCAUGAUUUUGGGUCUUCUUCUUCUGGCUAUUAACAUUGUGCGAAACAGGAAAAGGAAGAUCCACAUGUAUAGCGAAGUAGAAACCAUGCAGCAGGCUGAGCUGGAAGCCAAGCAAGCCCUGAUGCCUGUGCAGGAAUACAGCCCGGCCAAACCAGGAGAGCAGGAGCUGGUGCCCCAGGAUCAGAGACCAGGAGAAGUGGUGGUCCAGUGGAAGGAUGGAACUGUCACGUCUCUGUACACAGAGAGGUCUGAGGAUGCCAUGUAA